Drosophila kikkawai is the source of this 1835-nucleotide messenger RNA. RefSeq lists its product as uncharacterized. Gene Ontology annotation, biological process: long-chain fatty acid metabolic process; fatty-acyl-CoA biosynthetic process. Gene Ontology annotation, molecular function: long-chain fatty acid-CoA ligase activity. Lineage: Eukaryota; Metazoa; Arthropoda; Insecta; Diptera; Drosophilidae. The record is from RefSeq and is a predicted model, not a curated record.
CGAUCACCAGAGUCGACUGCAGUUUGUAAAGGCGCGUUGAAGUUCUAUAAGGAAUCCGAAUCAUGGCCAUGAUACCAGUUAGUUACAAUGAAAAGGAUAAUGUCUGGAGCGGAGCCAAGCGCAAUUCUAUAUUCAACUAUGACUCCUCCGUGGGUAAGAUUAUAUUCAACAACAUGAAGAACUGGCCCAAGAACGUGUGUCAGAUUUGCGACCUCGAUGGCGUCUCGGUUACCUUUGAGCAGGGACUCACCUGGGCCAUUCGUAUAGCCCAGUAUCUGAAGAAGCGAGGACUCAAUCAUAAGGAUAUAAUAGGUAUUGCAGCCAAGAACUCUACCUAUGUGAUGCCUCUGGGAGUUGCUUGCCUGAUGAACGGAACACCCUUUCAUGCAGUUAACCCCAUGCUGGAUGAGGGAACCUUGACCCAUGUCUUUGCCAUCACAAAGCCCUCUCUGAUCUUCUGCGAUGGUCAUGAGUAUGACAAGGUUCACAAGGCCACUGUUGGUUGGCAUCCGGAGAUCUACACCCUCACCGAUCAUGUUGAGGGAGUUCAGAGCAUUGAGACCUUGCUGGACCCCACAGCCACCGAAAGGAUGUAUCAACCGGAACCUCUGAAGGAGGGAGGCGACCAGACCGUGGCCAUCUUGUGCUCUUCGGGAACUACUGGCUUGCCCAAGGCCGUGUGCAUUUCCAACAGCAUUCUCAUUCAGGACAGCAUGUUGGUCAACAGCGAAUCGGUGAUCUUUAUAGGAAGUUGUCUGGAUUGGAUCACUGGCCUGUGGGCCUUUGUAUUCAGCACUGUUUUUGGAUGCACCAGAAUCAUCAGCAGCAAACCCUUUGCUCCCGAUUACUUUGUGGGUUUGGUGAAGAAGUACAAAAUCAACUAUGCCGUCCUGCCACCCCGUCACCUCUCGGCUUUGAUCACCUGUCCGGAGGCCAAUCCGGAAGCCCUGGCUCCUAUUACACACCUCAACUAUGGCGGUGGAGCCGUAUCCCUAGCCACUUUGCAGCGAUCGCAGGAGCUUUGCAAGAAGGCCAUGUUUAAUUCGGGUUACGGCAUGACCGAGGUGGGCGCCAUCACGAUCAAUAUUGGCAUCAGCAACGUCUCCUCAGCGGGCAGACCCAUUCCGGGCGUUAAGAUUCGCAUUGUGGACGAGGAGGGCAAGAACCAAGGGUACAACCAGGUGGGCGAGAUCUUUGUGCACACGGGACAGGCCUGGAAUGGCUACUAUGGCAAUCCCGUGGAGACUCGUCGCAUGCAGGACUUCGAGGGCUGGUUCCACACCGGCGACCUGGGCUACUUCGAUGACCAGAACUUCCUGUAUAUUGUGGAUCGCAAGAAGGAGAUUCUCAAGUACCAGGGUCUUCACUACUGGCCCACCGAGAUCGAGAGCGUCAUCACGGAGCUGCCACAGGUGCAGGAUGUCUGCGUGGUGGGCAUCUACGAUGAGCGGGAGGGCGAUGCCGCAGGAGCUUUGGUGGUGAAGAGCAAGGGAGCCAACAUAACGCCCAAGGAGAUUGUAGAGCAUGUGGCUAAGCGACUGCCUGCCGUGCAGAAGCAACUAAGAGCUGGCGUCCAGUUCACCGACAAGCUGCCCGCCAAUGUCAAUGGCAAGACGUUGCGUAAGGUGGCACGCGACAUUUUUGUUGCCCAAAGUGGCACGUGUGGAAAGUGAGAUCUUAACGUGUUCGAGCCAACGUAGUUGAGUUUUUGUUUUUAUUAAUCAUAAGUGCGGGAAGAUAAUUGCAACACUUUAAAUUAUUGUUGAAGUGCUCUGCUCGAGGGUCUCGAUAGUGAAGUGACCUUUGGUUUGCAAUAAAUUGUAACUGCAAGAAAA